UAGGUUUUUUUGUCGCAGCGGCUGGAGAGAGAAGACGGCGCUUUGGCUUCAUUUUUCGGCAAAGGGCCUUUUGCUUUGGCAGAGCAGAUGCGGCACUCCAAAAGAACUCACUGCCCUCAUUGGGAUGGUAGAGAAAGCUGGGGCCAUGAAAGCUACAGUGGCAGCCACAAACGGAAGAGGAGAUCCCACAGUAGUACACAAGAGAACAGACAUUGUAAACCACAUCACCAGUUUAAAGAAUCUGAUUGAUGUUCCAUUGGGACUGUUUACCAGAUUGCUUUCUAAAUUAGCCAGCUGGGGUUACUUUAAAAAACAUCAUUAUUUAGAAGCAAGGUCCUUGAAUGAGAGAGAUUAUCGGGACAGGAGAUACAUUGAUGAAUACAGAAAUGACUACUGCGAAAGAUACGUUCCUAGUCAUUAUCACAGAGAUGUUGAAAGCAGUUACCGAAUCCACUGCAGUAAAUCUUCAGUCCGGAGCAGGAGAAGCAGUCCUAAAAGGAAGCAUAAUAGACACUGUCCAAGUCAUCAGUCACGUUCGAAGAGCCACCGAAGGAAAAGAUCCAGGAGUAUAGAGGAUGAUGAGGAGGGUCACCUGAUCUGUCAAAGUGGAGACGUUCUAAGAGCAAGAUAUGAAAUCGUGGACACUUUGGGUGAAGGGGCCUUUGGCAAAGUUGUAGAAUGCAUUGAUCAUGGCAUGGAUGGCAUACAUGUAGCAGUGAAAAUUGUAAAAAAUGUAGGUCGGUACCGUGAAGCAGCUCGUUCAGAAAUCCAAGUAUUAGAGCAUUUAAAUACUACUGACCCCAAUAGUGUCUUCCGAUGUGUCCAGAUGCUAGAAUGGUUUGAUCACCAUGGUCAUGUUUGUAUUGUAUUUGAAUUGCUGGGACUUAGUACCUAUGAUUUCAUUAAAGAAAAUAGCUUUCUGCCAUUUCAAAUUGACCACAUCAGGCAGAUGGCAUAUCAGAUCUGCCAGUCAAUAAAUUUUUUACAUCAUAAUAAGUUAACCCAUACAGAUCUGAAGCCUGAAAAUAUUUUAUUUGUGAAGUCUGACUAUGUAGUAAAAUAUAAUUCUAAAAUGAAACGUGAUGAACGCACACUGAAAAACACAGAUAUAAAAGUUGUUGACUUUGGAAGUGCAACAUAUGAUGAUGAACAUCACAGUACUUUGGUAUCUACACGGCAUUACAGAGCUCCAGAGGUCAUUUUGGCUUUAGGUUGGUCUCAGCCUUGUGAUGUUUGGAGCAUAGGUUGCAUUCUUAUUGAAUAUUACCUUGGUUUCACGGUCUUUCAGACUCAUGAUAGUAAAGAGCACCUGGCAAUGAUGGAACGAAUAUUAGGACCCAUACCAACACACAUGAUUCAGAAAACAAGAAAACGCAAGUAUUUUCAUCAUAACCAGCUAGAUUGGGAUGAACAUAGUUCUGCUGGUAGAUAUGUUAGGAGACGCUGCAAACCAUUAAAGGAAUUUAUGCUUUGUCAUGAUGAAGAACACGAGAAACUGUUUGACCUGGUUCGAAGAAUGUUAGAAUAUGAUCCAGUGAAAAGAAUUACCUUAGAUGAAGCAUUGCAGCAUCCUUUUUUUGACUUAUUAAAAAAGAAAUGAAAUGGAAAUCUGUGGUCUUACUGUAUGCUUCUCUAGAAAUUACUUAAGACUGUCAGUCAACUCUAAACAUUCUAAUAUUUUUGUAAACAUUAAAUUAUUUUGUACAGUUAAGUGUAAAUACUGUAUGUUUUGUAUCAAUAGCAUAAUUAUCUUGUUAAGAAAGUAUGGUCUUGAUAAUGAAUGAAAUAUAAAAGUUAAUUUUCCUUUUUGAGAUCAACAUUUUUAAAGACCUUUGGAAUAUCUUUUGUGUCCAGUGAUAAAUGUGAUUGAUCUUGUCUUUUGUACAUGGAGGUUGACUCUUAAGUGAUUUUUUUUUUUUUUUUUUUUUGAGUAAAAGGAAAUCUUGACUACUUUAUUCUUAAUGAAUAUUCUUUAUUUACCUCAAAUUCGGAACUUAUCUUUAAAACUUUUUCCUGUAAUUGUUGAACAAGUAAUAAAGUACUAAUUAUUCUAUGUAGGCAGGUAUUAGGAAUCAGAACCCAUAGGAAGUGUUUAUUCUUGGCAUUUUAUUGAAUUGUAAGUUAUGUGUUCUGUCUCCUCGGGAGAUGUCAGUAGUACUAAGCAUUCAUAGAAAGGUAUAUCUGGUUUGUCCAUCAUGACAAGUUUUUAAUAAAACCACAUAAACACUUCCUUUAUGAUUAAAGUCUAACUAGCAAGUCAGCUUGAAAAGUCCUGUUUUCCAGUAGCUAUUUAGUGAGCUACAAACAUAGAAACAGGAAUUCUGAUGACUGAGGUUCUAGUUUUUAAUACCAGAUCUUGAGGAGUCUUGAAAAUGUCUCACUGUUUCCUUAUCAAAUGAAGUAAAUACUUAAACCUCAACCUAUGAGAAUUAAGGUUAUUAGGCAAUUUCUGCUUGUGUUAAUCUUUACUGGAGAAGAGGAAUGAUUUGAUUGGAAAACAUUUGGGAAAGAAACCUGCAGAAAUUUCCAGACCCUGAUUAGUUGUUUAAUAUGGUGAACUUCUUAUUUGACUUUAGGUAUUUUUUCUUACUGUUACAUUUUCACAUUAAAACUACAUGGUAAAUGUAACUUAUUUUAGUAAAACAAAAACAAAUGAUACUAUUCAGGCUGCCAGGUAGAAAUAUUUUUCGUUGUAGAAUUUGUCAUUGAUUUUUGAGAUACAGGUUGUUUUUUGUUAAAAGUAUCCCCAUUUCAUAAGUGUGUUACACAGAUAUUUGGGUUUCAUCUGUUUGUAAAUUUUAAACAUAAAAUGCAUGGAAUUUUCUUGUAUGACAAAUACUGAAACCAGGCUGGGUUCCCUACGUUCUUCACAGGUGGCAUUUGCCAAUAUAGUGAGGUGGUGUUCCUGAAGCUGAGUAGGAGUUUAAGAAAGCUGAAAUAAAUUUUAUCACAGAA
This is a messenger RNA of Miniopterus natalensis, 2955 nucleotides long. RefSeq names its product CDC like kinase 4 (gene CLK4). Gene Ontology annotation, biological process: regulation of RNA splicing; peptidyl-tyrosine phosphorylation. The record is from RefSeq and is a predicted model, not a curated record. Gene Ontology annotation, molecular function: protein serine/threonine kinase activity; protein tyrosine kinase activity; ATP binding. Lineage: Eukaryota; Metazoa; Chordata; Mammalia; Chiroptera; Miniopteridae. Gene Ontology annotation, cellular component: nucleus.